Molecule: messenger RNA, 678 nt
Organism: Anastrepha obliqua
Lineage: Eukaryota; Metazoa; Arthropoda; Insecta; Diptera; Tephritidae
Exons: 1
Coding region: 1-678 (225 amino acids)
Source: RefSeq, a predicted model, not a curated record
AUGUUCACGGCUUCCAAUCCAAAAUAUGCGAACAAAAUCGAAGAAGAGCUAGCCAUCAAGAGGCAGCGUUCUGCGGAUAGUGAGGCCUCAGGGCCAUCAAAAAAGCAGAAGCGCAGGCACGAGACGGCUAAACCGAAAAACGGUGACGAAAGACCUACGACGUCGAAAGCAGCGGCAGCGGCCAGUGAAAUUGCCAAGAGACACCUCAUAGUGGCACUCACUGACCGUAGCGACCAGCUGGGGCGAAUGUCGCAGGAACGGUGGAAGGUAGAGGAAAUGACGCUACUGGAAACCUUGUUUACAAAAAUGGACGCAGAGCCGUACGCACCCAUGCCAGCAUUCGACGAAGCAGGGUGGUUCAGCGGCGUCAAAAUCAUAAAAUGCAAGGAUGACCCCAGGCUCACAUGGCCAAAGGAAGCGGUAAAAACGCUUCACGGCCUGUGGGAGGGGGCAUCACUGGAAAUUGUUGAUCGCAGCUGCAUUCCCUCAAUACCGAAGGCAAAGGUUUUCAUUCCACGAGUGGUAAAACCGGAAUAUGCGCUACGACUACUACAACGACAAAACAUGGACGUGCCGACAGACGAUUGGAAAGUGUUGAGUGUGGCAAAACCAGCAAUUGCUGAUGGUGGCCAGGACUACACCAUCCAAAUCAACAAGCCGGCAGAGGACCUGCUUUAA